AUGGCGCGUGUACCGUUCAUAGGCCGUCUCUACCCCAUAGAGUAUCUAUCCCUCCUCAUAUCUAUCCUUCUCGUCGCCCUCGAAGGGUUCAUCCGGAUCAUCACUCUCGCCCUCCCGAAACCGAUCAUCUCCCUCGGAUACCAGCUCUCGAGGAGAUUGUUCAAUUCCUUAUCAUCGCAGCAGAGCCUGCGCUCGAGAAAUCGAAAGAAGGCUGUGGUCAACUCCAUCGCCCAGGCCGCGGACUUCGUGGAGCUCUGCGAGUAUUUUGGCUAUUACGCGGAAGAGCAUGUCGUUCAGACCGGAGAUGGAUAUCUGCUCGGCCUUCACAGGCUUGGUUGGAAACGGGGGGAAGAAGAUGUCGCUGUCAAUAGCGGUCCCGGGAGCGUGCGGAAGAAGGUCGUGUACCUGCAUCACGGCCUCCUUAUGAAUAGCGAGGUGUGGAUCUGCCUUACAGACCGCGAGCGAUGUCUCCCGUUCCUUUUGGUGGAGCAGGGAUAUGACGUUUGGCUAGGGAACAACCGCGGAAACAAGUAUUCGAAGAAGAACAUCCGCCUCCCCCCAACCGAUCCCCGGUUCUGGUCGUUCUCUAUCGAUCAAUUCGCGUUCUUCGACAUCCCCGACAGCAUCAACUACAUUCUCCAGACGACGGGGCAUGAAAAGCUCGCAUAUAUCGGAUUCUCGCAGGGGACGGCGCAAGCGUUUGCGACCUUGUCGAUUCACCCGGACCUCAACGGUAAAGUAUCCGUGUUCAUUGCCCUCGCACCCGCGAUGUCUCCCCCGGGGCUUACCGCGGGAAUUGUUGAUUCCUUCGUGAAAGCGUCGCCCGACGUCUUGUUCCUCUUAUUCGGACGCCGCGCCAUUUUGGGCUCGACCACCAUGUGGCAGGCGCUACUAUAUCCUCCGAUCUUCGUCCGCGCCAUCGACAUUUCCCUCAAGUUCCUCUUCGGCUGGACCGGGAAGAACAUCAGCACGCACCAGAAGCUAGCGGCGUACCCACACCUCUAUUCCUUCACCAGCACCAAGUCGGUGGUGCAUUGGUUCCAGAUCAUUCGGAACGGCAAGUUCCAAAUGUACGACGAUGAAAUCCAGUCGCCGUUCACCCUGAGCAACUCCACGCAGUACUACAAGGUCGCCAAAUUCCCCACCAGGAACAUCAAGACUCCAAUCGUGUUGCUAUACGGAGGAACCGACAGCUUGGUCGACAUUUCGGUCAUGAUGAAGGAAUUGCCGAAACACACCACCGCCACCCGGGUCCCGCAUUACGAACAUUUGGACUUCCUAUGGGGCUCGGAUGUUCAGGACGUCGUGUUUCCUCACGUCUUCGCGGCUCUUGAUCGAUUCACGAACCCGUCCACAGCGGCCACGUUCCGAGCGCUCUCGGGCCCGAAAAGCUAUGCUGGAGUCUUGAAGUCUCCAUUGAGCACGAGCACAGACGAGGACUCGAUUGGAGAGUCAUCGAGCAGCAAUGAUCCGACCAAGGUAUCCGAGUCCAUUGAGCAUGCCGGAAAUGGGCCAUUAAACUCGCCGUUUCAAUCGCCGUUCCAUGGCAGGGACGAAUCGAUGGAUGCGCUUCCUGUGCCAUUAAGUAGCGAGAAUACGGAGAAUCGGAAGGUGACUAUCCAACCGCGACGGGAAGAAGAAUAA
Eremomyces bilateralis CBS 781.70 is the source of this 1644-nucleotide messenger RNA. RefSeq names its product alpha/beta-hydrolase. NCBI's taxonomy places the organism in Eukaryota, Fungi, Ascomycota, Dothideomycetes, Eremomycetales, Eremomycetaceae. The record is from RefSeq and is a predicted model, not a curated record. The transcript is spliced from 2 exons. The coding region runs from base 1 to 1644 and encodes 547 amino acids.